GUUGAGGGGCAGUACUUGCUGCGUGCCAUUUCUUCUGGACCCGUGAUCAGUCAGUAAAACUACUGCAACUCAGCGAUAACAUACUUUAAUAUCAUCAAAGAUGCGACAUUAAACUGGCGAGGGUGCGUUACGUGCAGCGGUGCGUUUGUUGAAGCGGUAGCUAGCUGACGUUAGACAUGAAACGUUAGAGUAAGUCAACCGUCAAGUCGUUUCAAACACUUUGAGUAUUUUUAUCCUACGGUAACAUAAUAGUGUUGUUUUAGCUGGGACACCGCUAUGGAAAGCGACAAAACGGAGCCGAGUGAAGCCAAAGGCGCUGGGAGUGUGAGUACAGGCGACACCGAGAAGAAGGAGCUGAGCCCCGUGGAGACAGAGGGUCCCAAGCCCAAAGGGAUAAGUGCGGUCGCGGUGCUCUGGACGUUCGGGAAAUGUCUGGGCGCCCUGCUGCCUGUCUACCUGGCCGGUUACUACCGGGUCAGCACCAGCCUGUUGGUGUUCGGGAUGAUGGUCUACACGGGAUGGAAACAUGCCCGAGAAGCCAAGGAGGCUCGGCUGAAGUCAGCUAUCCAGCUGCUCGACAACGAGCAGGAGUACACGUCCAAGAAAGUGUCCAAAAGCAAGCGAGACCUCCCCGCGUGGGUCAGCUUUCCAGAUGUGGAGAAGGUUGAGUGGCUGAACAAGGUGCUGCAGCAAGUGUGGCCCUUUGUUGGCCAAUACCUUGAGAAGCUGCUGGUUGAAACUAUCGCUCCAUCUAUCCGAGCCUCCAGCACCCACCUCCAGACCCUCAGCUUCACAAAAGUGGACAUGGGAGACAAAGCCAUGAAGGUUGUUGGGAUCAAGGCACACACAGAGAAUGACAAAGGACAGGUCCUGCUGGAUCUGUAUAUUAGCUAUGUUGGCAAUGUAGAGAUCAACGUUGAGGUGAAGAGAUACUUCUGCAAAGCUGGAGUCAAAGGAAUACAGCUACAUGGGAUGAUGCGGGUGAUUCUGGAGCCUCUGAUUGGUGAUGUACCCAUAGUGGGUGCGGUCACCAUGUUUUUCAUCCAGCGGCCUAAACUAGACAUCAAUUGGACUGGACUGACUAAUUUGUUGGAUGUCCCUGGACUGAAUGUCAUGUCUGACAGCAUGAUCAUGGAUGCCAUUGCCUCUUUCUUGGUGUUGCCCAACCGCCUGGUUGUUCCCCUGGUUCAAGGCCUGCAUGUGGCCCAGCUACGCUCUCCAUUGCCCAGGGGUGUGGUACGCAUCCACCUGCUUGAAGCACAGAAUCUAGCAGCCAAAGACAACUACGUGAAAGGGGUGAUGGCAGGCUUGUCUGACCCCUACGCCAUAUUGAGGGUUGGCCCUCAGACCUUCACCUCUAAGCACGUUGACAACACCGACUCGCCCAAGUGGGAAGAGAUUUAUGAGGUUAUAGUCCAUGAAGUGCCUGGUCAAGAGUUGGAGGUGGAGGUAUAUGACAAAGACCCAGACCAGGAUGAUUUCCUGGGCAGGACCAAAUUGGAUUUGGGCAUUGUGAAGAAAUCCAUAGUUGUCGAUAAUUGGUUCACUUUGAAAGAAACUCCGUCAGGACGAGUUCAUUUCAAACUGGAGUGGCUGGCCUUGUUGCCCAACACUGACAGACUCGAGCAGAUCCUAAAGAGGAAUGAAAGCGUCACCAGUAAGACUGCAGAUCCACCUUCUUCAGCCAUUUUGGUUGUAUAUCUGGACAAGGCUGAGGCACUUCCUAUGAAGAAGGGAAACAAAGAGCCCAAUCCCAUGGUGCAGUUGUCUGUGCAGGACAUCACUAGAGAGAGCAAGACUUGUUACACAACCAUUAAUCCAGAGUGGGAGGAAGCUUUCACCUUCUUCAUCCAGGAUCCUCGCAAGCAGGACAUAGACAUUCAGGUGAAGGACGCAGACCGUGUGCAGACGUUGGGCAGCCUGACCAUCCCUUUGUCCCGUCUGCUGUCAAAUUCUAAUCUCUCUCUGGACCAGUGGUUCCAGUUGGACAACUCUGGAUCUGCCAGUCGUAUCUAUAUCAACACAGUUCUCAGGGUCCUGUGGUUAGAUGAGGAACGCAUUCCAUCUGAUGUGUCAUCUAAUCUGGAGGCUGGACUGUCCAAACAGCUGCCCCAGCAGACCUCCCCUCAUCCUAGCUUUGCCACAGAGGGACUGCUUAGAAUUCACCUACUGGCAGGGCAGAACCUUGUUCCAAAAGAUAACCUGAUGGGGGGCAUGGUCAAAGGCAAGAGUGACCCCUAUGUCAAGAUAAACAUCGGGGGUGAAACAUUCACAAGUCAGGUUAUCAAGGCUAACCUUAACCCCACAUGGAAUGAGAUGUAUGAGGUGAUCCUCACCCAGCUGCCUGGCCAGGACCUGGGCGUGGAGGUGUUUGAUAAAGACAUGGACAUGAAGGAUGAUUUCAUGGGCAGGUUGAAGAUCAGUCUGAAGGACAUCAUUGAUUCACAGUACACUGAUCAGUGGUACACUCUCAAUGAUGUGAAGUCCGGUCGAGUUCACCUGGUACUGGACUGGGUUCCGAUGGCCUCAGAGUCUGACAGAUUGGACCAGGUUCUUCAGUUCCAUUCCAGGCAGUCCUACUUAAACAAGGCGGUUCCCUCUGCAGGCCUUCUGUUUGUCUUUAUCGAGCAAGCAGACGGCUUACCAGUUAAGAAGAGUGGCAAGGAGCCAAAAGUGGGAGCAGAAAUUACUCUUGGAGAAAUGUCCCGCAAAACUACAGUGUGUGAUCGUACCACAUCACCUCAGUGGAACGAAGCAUUUUGCUUCCCGGUUCGAGACCCCAGAGAAGAUAUUCUUGUUGUUAAGCUGUCCCACACCUGGACUUUGCCCAUUGGUUCCCUGGUGGUUCCUAUCAGAGAGCUGCUCUCUGAGCCAGAGCUGGUCCUGGACCAGUGGUUCAAUCUGGAUGGAGCCUCACCUGAGAGUCAGAUUCUUCUGAGGGCUGAACUCAAGAUGCUGAUUCCCAGCAAAUGUCCGGGUGCCUCUGAUAAGGCUAAAGUCACUUCAGCGUCAGACCCUUCCCCCACUCAGCGUAAACAAGAGGCAGACACAGUACUGAGGUCAAGCUCAGUGGACGCCCCUCCUGUGGAGACUGUCACCUCUUCAGUGACCUCACAUGAAGAUGUUGACGUAAAGGAAAAGGCAGCUGAUGUGACUGAAGAGGAGGCGGAAGAGUCACAAACACCUGCCGUAGCACAACCUCCUCACACCUCCCCAGACCUCAGCUUUGCCAGCGAGGGGCUGCUGAGGAUCAUCCUGCUGGAGGCCCAGAGUCUGGUUGCCAAAGAUAGCAUGAUGGGCUUGAAGGGCAAGAGUGACCCAUAUGCCAAGAUCAACGUCGGGGAGUUCGCAUUUAAAAGUAAUGUGAUCAAGGAGAAUCUCAACCCAGUCUGGAAUGAGAUGUAUGAGGUGGUGCUGAGGCCUCAGUCAGGACAGGAGGUACAGGUAGAGCUGUUUGACAAAGACAUGGACAAAGAUGACUUCCUGGGAAGAUUCAAAAUCAGUUUGGCAGACAUCAUCCGUUCCCAGUACACAGACCAGUGGUACACCCUUAAUGACGUUAAGUCCGGACGUGUUCGCCUUAUUCUGGAGUGGGUACCAGCAGUUUCCAAUAAUGGCACCCUGGACAAAGUGAUGCAGAUGCAGUCCCUCCAGUCGUACAAGAACAAGGCCACUCCCUCCGCAGCCCUGCUCUUUGUUUAUGUGGACAGAGCACAGUCAUUGCCUUUUAAGAAAAGUGGAAAGGAGCCCAAGGCUGGGGCCGAGCUUGUUUUUGGUAACACAACCUACAAAACCAAGGUGUGUGAUCGCUCAAGAUCACCUCAGUGGGGUGAGGCGUUCCACUUCUCGGUUCGUGACCCCGAAAAGGAGAUGCUCAUAAUGAAGUUGUCAAGCGCAUGGGACCAGCCAAUGGGGUCUCUUGUCGUCCCUGUGAGAGAGUUGCUCUCUGAACCGGAGCUGGUCCUGGACCGGUGGAUGCCUCUGGAUGGAGCCUUGCCUGAAAGUGAGAUCCUACUGAGGGCUGAACUCAAGGUCCUGAGCUCAAGGAUGACUGAAGCUCCACAGCCUUCUGUGACUGGUUCAAGGAAAGAAGAGACCGCCGUUUCCACUGAACCGGAAUUCAAAGCAGUCAUUGAGGACAAAAAAGUCCCAGAGAUGACAAAGGAUGAAUCGGUCGCAGUAUCCAGCCAGUUUAAAGACUCUGAAGCAGCAGAUGCUGCGGCCUCCACAGAAGAUGCUGAACCGGCUGCCAUUCACACUGCUCCAGAUACAUUCCCUGCUGCUGCACCGGUGGAGGAGCCAACAGAUCCAGAAGAGCAUCACACACAGUCAGACACAUCCUUUAAAGGAGACUUUGAACCACAGCAAACAGCAGGUACUGGUUUAGGCGACCUUGCUCACGCCACAGUAACUGGUCUUCCAGCUGAUACCCUGGGGCCAGCAGAGGUCACAGAAACCCCAGAAGCUGAAGUUCUUCCACCACACACCACCCCCAGCCAGGACUUUGGUCAAGAGGGGCUGCUGAGGAUUCACCUGCUUGAGGCCCAGAAACUGGUUGCUAAGGACAACCUGAUGGGGGGCAUGGUGAAGGGCAAGAGCGACCCUUAUGUCAAGAUCAACAUAGGGGGAGUUACAUUCAAGAGUCAUGUUAUCAAGGAGAAUCUGAACCCAACAUGGAACGAAAUGUAUGAGCUGGUUCUGAGCGGACACAGCGUCCAGGAGAUAAAGUUCGAAGCGUUUGAUAAGGAUUUAGACUCUGAUGACUUCCUUGGCAGAUUCAGCAUCAGGCUAAAUGAGGUCAUCAGAUCCCAGUACACAGAUCAGUGGUACACUCUGAAUGACGUGAAGUCCGGGCGGGUCCACUUGAUCUUGGAAUGGGUUCCUACAGUGUCUCGUUCAGUCGGACUGGACCAGGUGCUGCAGCUUCAGUCUCUCCAGUCUUAUCACAACAAGGCUGUCCCCUCUGCUGCUCUGCUCUUUGUCCAUAUAGAGGGAGCCCACUCAUUACCUUUGAAGAAGAGUGGAAAGGAACCCAAAGCAGGAGCUGAGCUUGUUCUGGGUGAAACAACCUACAAAACCAAUCUGUGUGACCGCAGCACCAGUCCUCAGUGGAACGAGUCUUUCUACUUCGUGGUCCAUGACCCUAAACGUCAGAUGCUUGUAGUAAAGUUGUCCAGUGGUUGGGACCAGCCAAUGGGAUCUGUGGUGGUUCCUGUGAAGGAGCUGCUUGCAGAGCCACAGCUGGUCCUGGACCAGUGGUUCCAUCUGGAUGGAGCUGCACCUGAGAGUCAGAUCCUGCUGAGGGCUGAACUCAAGAUUCUCGAAUCCAAAAUGGUGGACAUGAUCGAUGCAGGGACUCUGCCCUGUGCUGCCUCUGGCCCUGGGUCUGGAAAUGGGCAGGUGAAGUUGUCUCUUGCAUAUUCCUCGCAGGAGAGACAGCUCAUCGUCAUCGUCCAUGCCUGCAGAGGUCUGUUGUCUCAGGGUAAGGAUGGUGUCGACAGCUAUGUCUCCCUCAUGCUGCUGCCAGACAAAAGCAAGGCCACCAAGAGGAAGACCGCGGUGAAGAAAAGAGACCUCAACCCAGAAUACAAUGAGAGGUUUGAGUACGACCUGUCUAUGGAUGAGACAAGAUUCAGACGCCUCAGUGUAUCAGUGAAGAAUAACUCAGCCUCGUUCAGGAGCCCCGACGUCAUUGGACAGGUGCAGAUCGAGUUGGCCCAGGUUGACCUGAUGUCUGGUGUCACAGAAUGGUUCACCCUGAAAGACGAAGCUGAAUAGUUAUUCUGCUUGCUGAUGUCGCAGUACAAUGAUGAUGAUGUCACCACUCAACUUGCCAUUGUGCCACUGCUGCAGCUCACACUGAUGCCUUCUCCUUCCCACCUCUGCAAACAGUACCACCGUGGCAGCCUUACCUGCAUCCACCAAGCUCUGUGCAUUAACACGUAGUAUAGAAUUUGGCUGCACUGUAUAUUCCCACACAUCAGUAUUCUCACCAAAGAUUAGCAGGCUGAUUAGCUGAGUUGACGAGGAUGAAGUGGAAGUUAGUAUUGACUGAAGGUUACUUUACUAUAUGAAAAGAUAAGAGUUUGAAGAUGGAGUGGAGUGAAAGACAACGAAUUUCAGAAAGAAUGAAGUCAUAUUUUGCUGUUGUGUUUGCCUUUUUUUGCUGAACGAAUGUUUUAAAUCUAUGAGUGUCUUCUUUGAAGUGCAGUAACAUUUUUAGACUUUAGUUUCUUUUAUGUGUUGCUCAUGAAUGCUAGUGCCAUAUCAGUAUUUUGGGUCUGCUUUACGACAGGCUCACAUUGAAGUUAUUUUAUAUUUCACAGCACCUUGCCAUGUUUGCGGUUAAAAAUUUUUUAUAUGUUGUUUUUUUUUUUUCUACAAGACAUUUGUUACACCUUCGUCACAAUUAGGUCAUGGUUUGUUUGAUUUUGUGUAUAUUUGCAAAGAUUAUGGAUCAGACCCAAGCCGUUUGUUGAAAGAUGGUAUAACAAAAAUAAACAGAUUUUGCACAGCUCA
Molecule: messenger RNA, 6519 nt
Organism: Epinephelus moara (kelp grouper)
Lineage: Eukaryota; Metazoa; Chordata; Actinopteri; Perciformes; Serranidae
Gene: esyt1b
Product: extended synaptotagmin-like protein 1b
Exons: 52
Coding region: 277-5778 (1833 amino acids)
Biological process (GO): lipid transport
Molecular function (GO): lipid binding
Source: RefSeq, a predicted model, not a curated record